AGGCAAAUACAGAGAAACCUUCACUAAGCAAAGCUGAGCAGUCUGGCAGAAAUGCUCUUCUGUCAGAUAUAUGCAAGCCCAAAAAGUUGAAGAAGGCUGUUACCAAUGAUAGGAGUGCACCAGUCGUUAACGUUCCCAAAGGUCCUGGAGGAGUUGGUGGCGGUGGCGGUGGGAGUAGUGGCGGUGGGAGUAGUGGCGGUGGCAGCGGCGGCGGUGGUGGUGGUGGUGGAGGAGUGGGUGGUGGACCUGCAGGUUUAGGUGGAUUAUUUGCAGGUGGAAUGCCAAAGCUGAGAUCUGCAGGAAGCCGAGAGAGUUCUGAUUCUGGUGGAAGUCGACCACCAAUUAUGCCUCCAGGUGAAAGAUCAUCUGGUCCUAGACCAUUUGCACCAAGCAACACUCCUCCACGGAUACCUGGGUCAUCUCCUUUUCCAAGGAGUAAUAACCCUGAGCUAGCAAGAAAUAAAUUUCCGCCACCAAAUCAACCAAAAUUUUCAAGGCCAGAAAUAAGUUCAAAACCUGAUGCAGUUCCGCCACCUUUACCAAAUGCACCAAGACCAUCACCAAUGCAAAACAGGGGUCCUCCACCUGCAUUAGAAAAUCGACCGCCCAUCAGGGGACCUUCUCUACCAAAUCGCAAUCAAAUGUCUUCUCGUCCGUUCUCUCCAGCUGUUCCACAGAGCAGUGCAAAUAGAUCUUUUCCACCUCCCACACCUAACAGGGCUGUUGAGGACAAACCUUCACCACCAACACCUCCAAUUCCCAGUACUAACAGACCUCCGCUGCCUCCUACUCCAGUUAGGAUGACAGAUGAUAGGCCGCCGCCACCUCCUAUGACAAAUAGGCCCUCAAUUAAUAGGGAGGGCCCUCCACUCCCACCACCACAACAUCAGAAACCACCUGUCCCUCAAACACCUAGGCCAAUUCCCUCUUUCCAAGCUCCCCCACCACCACCACCUAAUCGACCAGGACCACCUUCCAAUCAUCCGAGUUCUGCUACAGAUGUUGAAAUUCCAAAGCUCCCUCAACGAAAUCUCUCUCUCCACGGCACUCCGUCAACAUCACCAGGACCAAUUCGCAGUGGUCCUCUUUCUCCCAGUGAAAGACCUCCACCUCCUGUGAGGGACCCCCCAAGCAGAUCAGGACCUCUUCCUCCACCACCUCCAGUUGGUAGAAAUGGUGGUAGCCAGAAAGCACCACCUGUCCCACAGCCUCCAAGCAGAAUGGGUUCAGACACAAGGAGUGGCUUCAGACCCCCGCUUCCUCCUGACCGAGGAAGUCCUGUUCCCCCACCUCCCCCACCAACGUCAAUGAGGAAUGGCUUCCAGGAGUCCUCACAGUCAAUGUGUGAAGAUGAGUGGGAAGGCCGAUUUUCUUUCCAUUCCAUCUCUGAUUUUCCACCACCAGAACCGUAUGUAAACUUCCCAAAAACUUAUCCUAGUAAACAGAACAAGGCAGAGAGCAGAGAUUCAGGUAGGAGAGAGCGAGGUGCUCCACCCCUUCCACCAAUCCCACCUAUACCAAGGUGAAAACAGAUCUGGGUAUUGAAAACUCGCGAAAAGUCAUUCUACUCUUGGACCAUCUUGCAUGCUUUAACUGCAGACUUGCUACAGGGAUGUUGAAUUUGCCUCUCAGCUCCAGUCAUUUUCAGCUGUAGGAAUGCUGGCUGUCUGGCAUUUGUUUAUCUGAUGCUUACAGCAUCUAGAAAUUAAAAAGAAAAAAAUUCUCCUUUGCAUCUUUUGACUGCUUCAAUGUAAUACGUGCUAACUUGUUUACAAUAUUAUGGACCUGAAAAAAACAUGUAUUUUGCAAGAAUAUUUCUUUAAUCUAUUUUAUACAGUCGCAAUAUCAUUUGGGUGCUCAGUUGGGAUGAGUUUGAAUAAAAACAGGCACUUUGGCUUUAAUUAAA
Rhincodon typus (whale shark) is the source of this 1906-nucleotide messenger RNA. RefSeq names its product WAS/WASL-interacting protein family member 1. The record is from RefSeq and is a predicted model, not a curated record. Lineage: Eukaryota; Metazoa; Chordata; Chondrichthyes; Orectolobiformes; Rhincodontidae. Bases 279 to 1526 code for a protein of 415 amino acids. The transcript is spliced from 6 exons.